AUGGACAGGCAGGACAGGCCCUCACCGGGCAUAUCUCGUCUCCCAACAGCGUCAAGAACUCCGCUCGGUCGAUCGACACUGGCAAGGACGCCCCUCAGCUCUACACUCGGCAAGCGCGCGGCUGGCGAAGCUGGAUUGGAAGAUGCCUCAUUGACGAGAAGAGCUUUGCAUUCAUCACAGGCGCGUACCUCUACUCUUGAGCGUAGGGUUGCCGAGCUCGAGCGCGAGGUGGCCGCCCGUGACGGAGAUGUCGAGACACUGCAGCACCAGGUCGACGAGCUCACCAACACUCGCCAUGUCCUCCUCGCCGAUGAGGAGAGGGAAAAGGAGAGGGCCAAGCACAACGAGGAAGCAUGGAGGUCGGAGCGAAACGAACUCUUGAGGAAGCUCAAGGACACACGAGGCAUGUUUGAACAGCAGCGCUCUGUUCUCACCGACCUGAAGGGACAGUACACCUCCCUCGCCUCUCAGUACCGCACCAUCAAGGAUGAAUCCAAGCGCGAGGUCGCCCUCCUCGAGAGCCGGUUGACCGAGGUUGAGAGCGAGCGCGACAGUCUCAAAGGCUGGCACCGUCGUGCACAGGCGCUUGCGAUUGAGCUCGAGGAACAGAAGCGCAAGGCCGAGGAAGGCGCACAAGAGAGGGACGACGAGGCUGCCGAGCGCAAGCGGGACUCUGUGGUUCGCGCCGAGCUGCAACGUCAAUCCCAGAAUCUCGUUACCCUGCAAACUACCAACGAGGUACUACAAUCCGAGCUCUUUGAGCUCCGCAAGUGGAAGCAGGAGGCGGAUGCCAAGAACCGAGUGGCCAAGGACAAUGAGCGCAUGCUGAAGGACGAGAUCAAAGAGCUCAACGUCGAGCUGCGACGCGCGCGUGAUGAGGUCGACUCUCUUACCCAGACAUUCCCUGCCGGCGGCACUACCGAGGAUGCUGCCACACUGCAGUCGCGCCUGCAAGCCCUUUCCACACUACACGAUGAGACUACCUCGGAACUGUCCACCGCCAAUCGUGCAAACGACGAGCUGCAUGCCCGCAUCACAAAAGUCUCAAAGGAGAGCGCAAGUGCCAUGGUCGAGCUUAAGCGCCGCCUUGAAGAGGCCGAGCGCGAGCUGCGUUGGGCCAAGGAGGGAAGGAAGAGUGCCGAGUCGCGCGAAAGGCUCGUCAGGCAAGAACUCGAUGCCACGCGUUCCACUGGCGGCGGCAGCAGCGGUGGCGGUGACGCUGCACACGUCCAAAGGCUCGAGUCGCUUCUCGAGACAUACCGUGCCGAGAUUGAAGGCCUUUCUCGCGACUCACGCGACGUCGAAGACCGAGUUACUCGCGGAGCAGGUCUCGUCAAGGCGGACGAACUGGCUGCGGCACAGGAGCGGACUCGGGCACUCGAGCAGGAGCUCGUCAUGCACCAGGGUACAAUCGACGCCCUCACAGCCGCCAAUAACUCGCUGGAUGCCGAGGUGUCCGAGCUCAUGCAGCGCCUGGCGUCUGGCGAGUUUAACCCCGAGCGCGAGCGUUGUCUGGAGCUGCGCGGUAACCCCGCUGCCAAGAUCCACGCAGUGCGCACGGCACAGCUCGACGAGCUGAGAGAGGAGAACCAGGCACUCUUAGCACGUCUCGCGGAUCUUGACCGCGAGGUGCCCGACGCCUCGGCAGCCGGACGCGGCCUCGUCCCUCGCGAGAGCUACGACAAGGUGGCCAAGGAGAAGGAGGAGCUGGAAAUUGCCCACGAGAAGCGUCUGCGGCGGCUCAAGGAGAUCUUUGGUGCCAAGUCGCGCGAAUUCCUCGAGGCCGUCUACUCACUUCUCGGCUGGCGUAUCCGCUUCGACGAGAAUGGCGCGGAUAUCCGUCUCACGAGCAUGUACGCUCCCAAGGGCAAGAUGGGCCUCACGCUCAAGUUUACCUCGAGCGAGGGCCAUUUCGGUACCAUGCACAUGAGCGGCGGCAUGGCGCGCUCGCUUGAGGAGGCACGCGAUUUCUGGGUAUCGGAACGCCAGAGUAUCCCUGGAUUCCUGGCACAGGUGACAAGCGAGCUGUUUGAGAAGACGACAAUGGGACGUGCGGCGGGAUAUGUGGGCCUCGACUGA
This is a messenger RNA of Apiotrichum porosum, 2079 nucleotides long. RefSeq names its product coiled-coil domain-containing protein mad1 (gene MAD1). NCBI's taxonomy places the organism in Eukaryota, Fungi, Basidiomycota, Tremellomycetes, Trichosporonales, Trichosporonaceae. Bases 1 to 2079 code for a protein of 692 amino acids. The transcript has 7 exons. Gene Ontology annotation, cellular component: kinetochore; mitotic spindle; nuclear envelope. The record is from RefSeq and is a predicted model, not a curated record. Gene Ontology annotation, biological process: mitotic spindle assembly checkpoint signaling; attachment of mitotic spindle microtubules to kinetochore.